Stegodyphus dumicola is the source of this 2690-nucleotide messenger RNA. RefSeq names its product solute carrier family 2, facilitated glucose transporter member 1-like. Gene Ontology annotation, biological process: monosaccharide transmembrane transport. Gene Ontology annotation, molecular function: hexose transmembrane transporter activity. Gene Ontology annotation, cellular component: membrane. The record is from RefSeq and is a predicted model, not a curated record. NCBI's taxonomy places the organism in Eukaryota, Metazoa, Arthropoda, Arachnida, Araneae, Eresidae.
GUGAAAUUGAUGAGGAAAUUUAACCUCUGAGGAUAGUUUCGCCAGUGUGACCGGUAACAUGUGGCAGGUCAUAUCAACAUGAACUGAACUUGGAUAGAAAUCACGUGUCUUUUAUAAUAUACAGUUUGUUUCCCUUUUGUCGGCAAGAAAUAUCAUUGUCAUCUGUUUAUCAUUUAUAAUACGAAAAUGCGGCGAAGAAAGGGUUUGACAAGUCAUUUAGUUUUCGCCAUUGCUGCAGCUGCCCUUGGCUCUUCAUUCCAACAUGGGUACAAUACAGGUGUCACAAAUAUUCCACAAUUGUUGAUUCAAAAGUUUAUCAAUGAUACAUAUUAUGAAAGGUACGAAGUUGCUGCUGGCGAAGGCACAGUAACAUUCAUCUUUUCUAUACUGGUGUCAAUAUUUUGUGUCGGAGGUAUGGCUGGAGCCCUAAUGACAGCAUUCAUCGCCGAAAGGUUCGGCCGAAAAGGCGGACUGUUGCUAAACAACAUAUUUGUGGUCAUUGCAGCAGUGUUUAUGGGAUCAUCAAAAGCUGCCAAAUCGUAUGAAAUGCUUAUACUAGGUCGAUUUUUUAUUGGAUUCAAUUCAGGUUUAAAUGCCGGUCUGGCACCGAUGUACCUAGCAGAAAUCUCACCACUACAUCUUAGAGGAGCGGUUGGUACUAUUUAUCAAUUGGUGAUCACCAUAUCCAUUUUAGUGUCUCAAGUCUUAGGUUUACCACAAAUUUUGGGCACGGAGGACAGAUGGCCAUUUCUUUUUGCCAUGAUAAUGGUUCCGUGUGUAUUUAUGUUAGUUACACUCCCUCUUUGUCCAGAAUCACCAAAAUAUAUUCUAAUUACUCAAGGAAGAGACGUCUCUGCACAGAAAGCUCUAACCUGGCUUCGAGGUACUAUUGAGGUUCACGAUGAAAUGGAUGAAAUGAGAGCAGAAUACGAAGCAAUGAAACUCGUUCCAAAGGUCACACUUCAUGAAAUGUGGCAUAAUCCUGUUUUGCGGACUCCUCUUUUCAUUUCUGUAAUGGUGAUGUUAUCGCAGCAACUGUCUGGUAUAAAUGCUGCAAUUUUCUUCUCAACUGACAUAUUUCUAAGCGCUGGACUUAGUGACAAAGACGCUUUGAAUGCUACCCUAGGUAUGGGUAGCAUAAAUGUGGUAAUGACAUUAGUAUCCCUGAUUUUAGUUGAACGCGCUGGUCGCCGAACUCUGCAUCUAGUUGGAUUGGGUGGCAUGAUGCUGAUGACUGUACUUCUAACGCUAUGCCUUGCAUUUCAGAAAAUGGUACCUUGGCUGUCUUACGUCAGUAUUAUUUGCGUCAUAACGUUUGUGAUAAUGUUUGCUGUUGGUCCAGGCUCCAUCCCUUGGUUCCUUGUAACAGAACUGUUUGGCCAAGGAGCACGUCCUAUAGCUACAAGCAUUGCUGUUACCGUCAACUGGAGCGCAAAUUUUGUAGUGGGAUUGGGAUUUUUGCCUAUUCAAAAUGUGAUGGGUGUUUAUACCUUCUUUAUAUUUACUGCACUUCUGGCACUGUUCUGGAUUUUCACGUAUAAAUACGUUCCUGAAACUAAAAAUAAAACAGUAGAAGAAAUAACAGCCAUCUUCCGUCAAAAAGCUUAUCAAUGAAGGAGACAGACUGUUUAAGACUUACAUUAAUCGUAUGUAUAAGGUGGCGUUAAUCUACAGCAAGGACAGGAGGGUGGCAGGAACGUGAUGAUUAUGAUUCACAUAAGCUUUUGUUAUAAGAAAAUAUAUCUAAUAUCCUGUCCCAAGAAAUUAAUGUAACAAGUGACAUUUUAUAGGCAAAAUAUCAUAGCAAUUUCUUAGUCAAUGCAUGUUGUAAAAUGAAUUACGAACAAAAAAUAUAUUCAUCACAAAAGUAAAAUUAUUAUUUUUCAAUCGGACUUCAGAGGCUUAAUGUAAUGAAUGAGACUAUAUGUAUUGAAUGGAAUAAGAAUAUAUAAUGUAUAUAUAUAUAUAUAUAUAUAUAUGCAAUAUAUAUCUAUAUCUAAUCUAUAUCUAUAUAUAUAUAGAUAUAGAUAUCUGCAUAUGCACGCAUACAUAAACAUAUACGUGUGCAGUGCAUAUAUAUAAAGAGAGAUAUAGAUAUAGAUAUAUAUACAUGCAUAUAUAUAUAUAGCGAUAUACAUGUAUAAUGUACAAGAGUUGAUACAUAAGUAUGCAUGUUUUUUUUUAGUAUGUGUGUGCGUAUAUAUACAUAUAGAGAGAGAGAUUGAGAUAUGUAAAAGUAUUUUUUACUUGUGGUGCUCUUUUAGAAAUGAACAGACGGUUGAAUAUCAUAAUACCUCCACCUUUAUUGUACAUAAACUACAUGGUUAAUGUGUUUUUUUUUCUUUUUUUUCAGUUUAGUAAAUGCUGUUAUUUUUAUUUGAAAAAAAAAAUUAUGAAUAUUUAUAUCAUCUGUUGUUUCUUGCUUUUGUGGUGCUAAGUAUGUUAUUUUAUCUAAUUCAUAUAAUGUAUAUAGAUGGUAAUACUGAAAUAUAUUUCCGCAGUUAUUUUUAAUCCUGGUCUUCAUAGAAGGAAAUUUGUAUGAGAAAAGAUUAUGCAAUUCUGUUUAUGACAAUAUUCCAUGAUUGUGUAUUUAAUGUUCCACAAAAGGCCAAAAAAAGUGUCUUUCAGAAAUUAUACUAAAAAUAAAUAAGAUCGACUGGAGUUUUUUUCCAUAUAUUUAAUGUGAUAAA